Molecule: messenger RNA, 1036 nt
Organism: Rhagoletis zephyria (snowberry fruit fly)
Lineage: Eukaryota; Metazoa; Arthropoda; Insecta; Diptera; Tephritidae
Product: gustatory receptor for bitter taste 66a-like
Biological process (GO): sensory perception of taste
Cellular component (GO): membrane
Source: RefSeq, a predicted model, not a curated record
AUGUUUGAAGUCAAACUGCAUUCCAAGCCGCUCUUACAAAGUUUCAAUUCAAUCUUUUAUUGGUGCAAGCUUUUGGGCGUCUAUCCAUAUGACUUUCAGAAAUUCUACUAUGACGGUGUACUUCAAACCUCCACAGUGGGCAGUUUUGUGGUGAUAAUCGUAAUGUGCUUUGUUUUUAUGCUCUACAAUUUGAUGCUGUUCACUUUUGCCGGAAAUGAUGUCGUUCCGAAGUAUAAUCAUCUAAAUCUCAUAGUCCUUAUUGCACUUACUUAUAUUUCACCCGUAAUGAUGAUGGUCGAUCAAAUAACCGCUAUACGUAAUCAGAAUGCACUCCCUGCACUCUUCGAACGAAUUGAAUAUUUAGAUGAAGGACUGCGACAGCUGGGUAUUUCGGUCGAUAAUAAGCAUGUGCAGCGACGCAUACGGCUGAUGAUCGCAGUGACUGUAUUGUUGGAGUGCUGCAUAUUCGCCGCUUACAUAUGGUUGCAGGUUGACGUAUUGCGAUGGACGUUGGUUCUGUGGAUCUUUGCCUCCACACCGACCUUCUACAAUACCCUAGACAAGAUUUGGUUUAUGGGAAUAUUGUUGGGUCUGAGAGACCGUUUUGAUGCUAUUAAUGAAACGUUCGAUACAAUCGCUGGAGAGCUUGAGAAAAAUUGUAUACAGAGUCGGAAGAAGCAGCGAAGUGGGGAUGUUGCGCUGCAACCGUCGUUAUCAUUCGAAGCGGAAGAUAUUGGCCUUAAGUUAGAUGCAAAACUAUUAGAAAUAGGAUCGAUAACAAUGGCGGUCGCCGUAUGCGAGUGGUUACAGGCGCGCACUACCUCUCCAUAUUUGGAUAAAUAUAUUGAUGAGAAUAUCUGUAUCGAUAAACAUAUCAAAUUGGAAAAUCUUGUGCGCAAUGCCUUCGGUGAAUUAAUACGCCACCGUGAACCAUUCAAACGCUCUGCUCCAAAAAUGCGCUCCGAUGCUGCGCUAGGUAAUUUCGAUGUUUUGCAGGAACGUUUCACCAGCCUGUGUCAACUACACGAAAGCACCU